ACCGUAAUAAUGUGUAUAACUGUCAUAACAUUCCCUCAUCGCUGCGGGAGGAAAGAGGGUUGAUGUUCAGACAUGUUCGCCAUUGAAUCGACUGCUUUUGUUGGAGCGAAAUAUAACCGUUGUACGGGUUGUUAUGCUGGUGCGUUUUAGGCAACGAGAAACCGAAUUUUCCCUCAGUUGUAACGCCAAAGCGAGCACUAGUUUGUCAGCGAUGCGGAGGGAUACGCGCUGCGCCUCCCCAGUCUACUUGUGUCCAGGAUUCUGAGGGACAUGGAACGGGGAGGCGGAGGGAAGAAACGGUGGAAAACGAAAGAAAAUCUGUAAGAGUAGAAAUUACAGCAUAAGAGCAACGCGAACACCCGCCGGCCGUGGCCCGUGCGUGCUAAGAGAAAGCCGGGGGCGUUAGAAACGCGGAGCGUGCGCCGGUCGGAGGAGUCGAUCCGGAGAGGAGCCGGGAGUUGUUGGUGAGCAGCAGUUGAAUCGCACCGGUGAGACCUGCUGCAGCGCGUCACUUCGACAGAGGUCCUGAUCUCCGUUCCCACAGGCAGCCCACACCCCCGCCCCCCUUCCCUCCAUCAGUGCUGGUGACCCAGCUCUGGACCGCUUGCUGCAGGGCCCUUCCUGAGCAGCAGCAGCUGCGUCCUGCUUGCUGACUCCCCUCCCUCCCCUGCUUCCUGUCCUUGGUCAGACAAGGCUAAAGCCUCCUCUCCCUUACCCCACCCCUCAUCUUUUUUUACACACACAGACACACGCAUUCCCACACUGCUUUAGACUACUAGCAGUGAAUUGACCCCCCCCCCCACCCUGCGCCCCCUGUAGCGGCCCGCCACUACACAGGUCCUCCCUUUCACCUCCACUACAGCAUCUAGCAUGACCUCCAUGUCCAGUCUCUUCUCCUUCACGAGCCCAGCGGUGAAACGCCUGCUCGGCUGGAAGCAGGGAGACGAGGAGGAGAAAUGGGCUGAGAAGGCGGUGGACGCGCUGGUGAAAAAGCUGAAGAAGAAGAAGGGUGCCAUGGAGGACCUGGAGAAGGCCCUGAGUUGCCCCGGGCAGCCCAGCAAGUGCGUAACCAUCCCACGGUCACUGGACGGCCGGCUGCAGGUCUCUCACAGGAAAGGUCUUCCGCACGUCAUCUACUGCAGAGUGUGGCGCUGGCCGGACCUCCAGUCCCACCACGAGCUCAAGCCCCUGGAGGUGUGCGAGUACCCGUUUGGCUCCAAGCAGAAGGAGGUCUGCAUCAACCCAUACCACUACAAGCGAGUGGAGAGUCCUGUGCUCCCUCCGGUCCUGGUACCGCGGCACAGCGAGUUCAACCCUCAGCAUAGCUUGCUGGUACAGUUCCGCAACCUCACCCACAACGAGCCGCACAUGCCCCUGAACGCCACCUUUCCAGAGUCCUUCCAGCAGCCGCCCAGUGAUUGUGGCAGCGGAGGAGGGGGUGGAGGCGGUUCUUUCCCCAUCUCUCCAAACUCUCCGUAUCCCUCUUCACCAGCCAGCAGCGGUACUUAUCCAAACUCCCCCGCCAGCUCGGGGCCCUCCAGUCCAUUCCAGCUCCCAGCUGACACCCCACCCCCAGCCUAUAUGCCCCCCGACGAGCAGCUGGGUCAGGAGAGCCAGUCCAUGGAAACCAGCAGCAGCCUGGUGCCUCCGAACGUGGCCAGAGGAGACGUGCAGCCAGUGGAGUACGAGGAGCCGAGCCACUGGUGCUCCAUCGUCUACUACGAACUCAACAACCGCGUGGGCGAGGCCUACCACGCCUCGUCGACCAGCGUGUUGGUGGACGGCUUCACUGACCCCUCCAACAACAAGAACCGCUUCUGCCUCGGGCUGCUGUCAAACGUCAACCGCAACUCCACUAUUGAGAACACGCGCAGGCACAUCGGCAAAGGGGUGCACCUGUACUACGUGGGCGGGGAAGUGUACGCCGAGUGCCUCAGCGACACCAGCAUUUUCGUCCAGAGCCGUAACUGCAAUUACCACCACGGCUUCCACCCGACCACCGUGUGCAAGAUCCCCAGCGGCUGCAGCCUCAAGAUCUUCAACAACCAGGAGUUCGCCCAGCUGCUGGCCCAGUCGGUCAACCACGGCUUCGAGGCCGUGUACGAGCUCACCAAGAUGUGCACUAUCAGGAUGAGCUUCGUCAAGGGCUGGGGAGCAGAGUAUCACCGACAGGACGUCACCAGCACCCCCUGCUGGAUCGAGGUGCACCUGCACGGGCCCCUCCAGUGGCUGGACAAGGUGCUCACACAGAUGGGGUCGCCCCUCAACCCGAUCUCCUCUGUGUCCUAAUGAUGGACUUGUAGGAGCUUUUCGGAGAUCCCUUUUUUUUGUAUUUUAUUUUUUACUUCUCACCCCUGCCCCCCUCCCCUCCUUUCCCUCAGCAAUUGAUAAUUUAACGUGGUCUUAAUGGCUGACCUGUUUACACGUAACUUUUGGGAAGGGUAUUGAACUCUGGCUGGAUAUUCAACACAACAGACACAGACCGAAUGCGCUGUUGCAUGCGAAGCCCGGAGAAAGAGCGGCGACGGCACGGACACAAGCCUGCUCGACACAGCCACGACCCGCCGACAAUCCAGGGGUCCGCUGUCACACUUGAUUUAGUUCAAUUUUUUUCUUUUUCUUGCAUCAUGUUUUUAUUGUAUUUCUCUGUAUGUGUAGUUUUUUUUUUUUUUUUUUUAAAUGCAGCAGAAAUGUCUCACUACUCUGCCCUGUGUCCGACAGACUAAAUGGAACACUUUUUUUGUUUUUCUCAUUUUGUUCAACAUCAGAUUUUUACAAAGAAGACACUAGUUUGUUCACCAUCAGGCUGAGUAACGGCAGACGCUUUCUGUAUGAUGUAAGCCAAACUGAUGGGGUUUUUUUUAACAUGGGAGAUCAGUCACUGAAUACGUUUAACAUGCCAUAAGCUAACCACAUUGUGAAUGCUACAUCCUCUGCAGCAGAAGUAGUCAGCCAUCAUAUAAUCACACAAUGAAUAUCGCUAUUGAUUCUUGUUUGAGCUCUCUGGUUCAAGCAAGGGUGACUUUAUUCUCCAUACUCACUGUAUUAACAAUAUUGUGCACUCAUGGAUUUUGUGCUGGCAUAUACAAUUUUGAUGUGGGUACCAAGGCAUUAUGUUAAUAGGUAAUUGACUUCAUUAGCACGAUGAAAUAAACUGGUUAUUUGUUAACAAUGAA
Molecule: messenger RNA, 3176 nt
Organism: Gasterosteus aculeatus aculeatus (three-spined stickleback)
Lineage: Eukaryota; Metazoa; Chordata; Actinopteri; Perciformes; Gasterosteidae
Gene: smad5
Product: SMAD family member 5
Biological process (GO): BMP signaling pathway; SMAD protein signal transduction; transforming growth factor beta receptor signaling pathway
Cellular component (GO): heteromeric SMAD protein complex
Molecular function (GO): I-SMAD binding; RNA polymerase II cis-regulatory region sequence-specific DNA binding; DNA-binding transcription factor activity, RNA polymerase II-specific
Source: RefSeq, a predicted model, not a curated record